CCGAGCGGGGAGGACGCGCGCGUCCGCCGGCCGGGACUGAUCAGCUGAUAGUGACGCGGGAGCCCGGGAUCGUUCAGUGCUUCGGCGGCGGCAUGUCAGCACAGCUGAGGCGCGUGUGCCGACUCUGAAUGCGCGCAGCCAUGGUCCCGGACGUGCACCAGACGGCCUCGGGCGUGCCGUUCGGGCCGGCGGCUUCACACCACGCCCAAACGCUGGAGGCUGUGUGGCGGCACGGCCCGGCCGGCUUCUACGAGCCCGCCAAGGAGCUGGCGGCGGCCGCCUGCGGCCUCUGGUCGGCCAAGGAGCUGUGCGGUGCGCCCGGAGCGGCCGGCGGCCUCUACCCUCUGAGGACGAACGUGUGCGGCAAGACGCAGGCCAGCCUGCACCCGGGAAUGAGUGAAGUGUGCGGCGCGCUCAGCCAGACUAGUCUGUACCCAGGGAGGACUGAGGCGUGCGGCGCACCGGGCCAGACUAGUCUGUACUCGGGGAGGAGCCAACAGGCGCGCGGCGCGGCCGGCCCGCCCAGUCUGUACCCGGGCCGGGCGGUGCCGGUGCGGCCGGCACCGCCGGCGCCACUCUGCUGCGCGCCGCUGCGCUCCAGCCGCGUCAGCUCCUCCACGGACGCCGCCAGGGACCUGAGUCAGCCGCUGUUCGUCGACACCACCGUCGAAUACGACCUGCCGAAGGAGGCGUACCCGCCGGAGAACAGCGAGCCGCUGCUGAUCGUGCACCCGCAGUACUUCGAGCACCUGCGGCACCGGCGCACGCUCGGCUCGGCCUGCGUCUGCCAGCUGUGCAACUUCUACGGCCGCCGGAUGCCGCUGGAGGCGUGCGCGCCGCCGCCGGCCGCCCCCGCCGUCACCGCCACCGCUGCCGCUGUGCCGCCGGCCUUCCAGAGGCCGGGCGUGACGUGCGACUGGCCGCGCUUCCAGCAGCAGCAGCAGCAGCAGCAGCCA
Molecule: messenger RNA, 956 nt
Organism: Pollicipes pollicipes
Lineage: Eukaryota; Metazoa; Arthropoda; Thecostraca; Pollicipedomorpha; Pollicipedidae
Exons: 2
Source: RefSeq, a predicted model, not a curated record